Messenger RNA from Fusarium venenatum, 3192 nucleotides. Its product is annotated as P-loop containing nucleoside triphosphate hydrolase protein. NCBI's taxonomy places the organism in Eukaryota, Fungi, Ascomycota, Sordariomycetes, Hypocreales, Nectriaceae. Gene Ontology annotation, molecular function: 5'-3' DNA helicase activity. The record is from RefSeq and is a predicted model, not a curated record.
AUGAAGCCCCAAGGUGAAAGGCCCGACAAGGCUCAGAAGGCCCAUGCUCCCAACUAUGACCUUCCUCCGACAUUUCUCAAACCAUGUGUAAUGAAGGUCAACGGCGCCUUCUUCGGUGGCAAGAGCCUCGGAUUUGUCGCUGAUGUUGACACGCAUGUCCUUGCAUUAAGGGCCGUGGAUAUGGACUCCCACCUGGCGCUUCUUAUGCAUUUCCCCUUAACCGCCUCGGCCGAGGAUAGCGGCUUCGGUAAAAUUCAUACGAUAAAUUCAAUGACACGAAGGCCCGAACCCUGCAACUUCCGCAAACUCAAACUCAGGUUUCCUCGUGAUAUCGAGAUUGCGUAUCGAGAGGCGAGCCAGGAGGACACUGCCAUGUGCCCCAGCGGUAAACCUCGAAUGGUAUGGGUCGACGUCACCAUGAGGCAAGGCGUGAUCACUGUUGAAGGAUUCGGCAUGCCAUAUUUCAACCCGGGCCAUCCCUCUGAAAGCUGGCUCCGAAACAUGUCACCCGCUGUUGACGACUUGAAACUCCUCGAUUUGGUACACCGAAAGCACUUCAGCCUCCUCGUUUGCAGUCCCGAAAAACCGACAAGGUCACGAUGGAACGUGAGCUGCCUGGCACCCACGUUUGAUUACGGCUAUGGCACCAAUCAUCACUGGUCAGAGGCCAAGGCCCUGACUCAGCUCGACAAAAUCCGCGGACAUCAGUUUCAAGCUGCUUUUAGUCACCCGACCGAUACUUCCCACGUAACAGCUGUCACCCAAAGCCUCGUUCAGGAUGUUGCGUGGCUCAUCAAGGCUUCCAACGAGAUGGCCGAUGAAAGGCUGCCGGCGUAUUUCGUCCGGAUACCCGCCAAAGUCAAUAUUAGGAGACGAUACUUCGUCGUUGUGAGGACUAGUGGCGACUUCUGGGGUCGUUACAACAAAGCGUGGGCACGUUUCACCAAGUCUGCCGAUUUGAAGCUACGGCUGCAUGUUGAGAGGGCCGAGAACUGGCAUGCUCGUGUUCUAGACCGUCCAGACUUUCUUGGCCCGUUGACCCAGCACCAUCUUCAAGAGAACGAUCUUGUUCUCGAGGCGCUACCCGUUUCGAUGUCGACGGCAGUAUUAUGCGAGUUCGAGACACGCAACCAAGCUGACGCAGCAACCGAAUCUCGCUGGAACCGCAUUUCACUCCAUUGGGAUUUAGGUCUUCACGAGUUCAAGCGCAAGGUCGAGGCUGUUUGUCAGUUUCUCCCCAAAGCUGCUCCAUCGAACUUACAUUUCGGCGGCCCAAGCAAUGACAAGGAAUUGGCCAUGAUGCUUCACAGGGAUCUACUGCGUGGCGAGGGGUUUUACAACACCAUGGUUCGAUCAGCCUCCUCUGCCACUGAUAUUGAGAGCAGCAUGAAGAAGUUAGGUCUCAACAACGGAAGCAUGCGCCUUCAGACUCUCCCUUCCGUCAAUUUCCUUGACGGCCCCGACGCAAAAUGGGUUGAUUCGCUUAUGAUGGAAGCUCUUGAGCAAGACCGCCAUCGAUUACGCCGGCAUUUGAGCCACAGUCCCCUUGGCUUAGUUGUCAUCACAGCUGGUCCUGGAUUCGGCAAGACCACCGCCGCUGCCGUCGUGGUUCUUGCAAUGCAUGCCAGCUUGGGCAAGGUCCUAGCGAGCGGCCCGACAAACGUUGCGGUCAACAAUCUGUGUGAUCGCAUCUCUGUAGUGUCCAAUCGUGUCACCGACCGAUACAAUAGUGACAGGGAGCGAGCCAGCCGACGGCGUCGUCCUCUGGUUCUCCGUGGCUUCAGGCUCGACAAUGAGCACGCUGCAUUCAACAACCUGCUCAAGAACCUCGACCUUGGCAAUAACGCCGCCCCUUUUGUUCUCUGGGGGGCGCAGUUGAAGUGGAAGUUGCAGUUCUCGGCGACAUACUGGCUUCUCAUGUGCCUUGGUUCAUGUGCUGUUCCCGCGUUGCAUGAUGACGAUAGCAAAGCCCUACACAACUUGCGCCACGACCUAAACAGACGAAGCGAUAUGGCAUCCCUCCGCAAACGAGUCGCAGGCAAGAUAACCUGGGACGAGUAUGUCAACUCAUCGCGCCUGACCAAAGCAGAGUUCGAAACACUGGUGGGACGACUUAUAAAGUCGGCCGACAUUCUCUGCACCAUUCCUGCUUUGGCUGAAUCUGAACCAAACUUAUCAGACUGGAAGGUCAAUUCCGCCCGUGCCAUUGCAAUUGAUGAGGCUGGUAAUAUGAGCCGUGGCGACUUAUGCUCAAUAUGGGGUAACACCCUUCUACCGUGUCUACUUGCGGGAGACGACAAGCAACUGGCCCCAGUUGUAAUUACGAGUGAGGAGCUAGACGCCGACGGUAACUCAAUCAACAGGUUCGGCCCGGAUGGUAGGAUCUCAGCGCUCGAGUUCGUCAUGGGAUCCGGUUGGCCUGUUUAUCGCCUCCGAACUCAAUUACGCAUGGCAAGAGGUCAGUUUGACAUCUGUCGCGCCACCGUGUACAGUGACGUCAAUUCCAGCUACAGCCCGGGAUCCGAUAUCAGCCUUCCUGCCCAUCGUACCGGUCGCGUCUUGGAGGAGUAUAUUCGUGUCAGGUUCCCCGAUGUCACGUCUCCCGAGGAUGAGAACCUGGUGCCUUUAUUCGUCAGUUGUAAGAACUCGACGUGCAUCGUGGAUCCCGUCACCAGAUCGAAGAGAAACUUUGAUCAGAUCCGCAUCGCUCUGGAAUUCUGCGUCGACUUCGUUCAGACCAAGAAGAUUAGCCCCGCUGACCUUCUAAUCAUCUCUCCAGAAAGGGCUAUGGUCGAGAUUAUCUCUAAGCGGCUGAAGCAGGCUCAAUACGUUGUCCUCCAGGGCAUGCGAUCACCCUCGACCGUUCAUUCAGUUCAAGGUCAAGAGAGUGACAUGGUCGUCAUCGUUACCGGAACAAAUAGCGUUGUUGGUGCUGGCUUCACAUCCGACGAACGUCGCCUCAAUGUGAUGCUGAGCCGUCAUAAGAGUGCUCUUGUAAUCUUUAGCGACAUUGACACUGUUGACUACAAUGGCAAGAGCAAAGCUGAGUUGACUCAAGAGCCCACUGGGGAGAUGAUAUUCACAAAGGCUACCAUGCUGAAGCGCGUACAUAGUCUGAUGGUUCAGAACGGCCGUGUCGCGACAGUCGAUUGUAAGGCCUAUCCAACGGGGGCAAUAAGGUCAAGUAGAUAA